Molecule: messenger RNA, 3103 nt
Organism: Oryctolagus cuniculus (rabbit)
Lineage: Eukaryota; Metazoa; Chordata; Mammalia; Lagomorpha; Leporidae
Gene: DR1
Product: down-regulator of transcription 1
Biological process (GO): negative regulation of transcription by RNA polymerase II; RNA polymerase II preinitiation complex assembly
Cellular component (GO): negative cofactor 2 complex
Molecular function (GO): TBP-class protein binding; RNA polymerase II general transcription initiation factor activity; protein heterodimerization activity
Source: RefSeq, a predicted model, not a curated record
AGCAAACCUUCUUCCCUGGGCUCAGAAGGGACCACCGUUGCCGCCGCCUCGGCUUCUACGAUCUGCGUUCGAGCUAAACGGCCACGCCGGCCGCCCCUGCGGCACCCCCGGUGCCUGGCUCUGUCCGUAUUCGUUCCCAGGCGUCCGCCGCGGUUCCAGUAGCGGUCGCGGCCGACAUGUUGUGAGGCGGCGGCGCGGGUGUCUGAAGGAUGGUUCGGCAGAGGCGGCGGCAACGGCUGCUGGCGGCGGCGGCAGCGGGGGCUCGGGCUCUGUAGAGCCGAGCCCGGUGGGUGUCCGCCCGGUCCUGCGGCGAGGCCAGUGCCCCUGGAUCUUGCCUCUGCUCCAGCGUCGUUGGGGACUUGGUUAGGCGACAGCGCCCGCCCCUCUGAGAGGAUACCGAAGGUGGUUCUCCAGCCAAUUUCCAGACCAUCGUGCUUUCUCCUCCCUAGCUUGAGCAGUGCUGUCCCCAGAACCCCCCUCUUCCUCCGACUUUCUCCCCAAACUCGCCCUAAAUCACACACCAGAGGGCUCCCCGCCCUCUCGAGGGCGCGCUCCUCCCCCUUCCUCAUUUUUCUACACCCUCUUCAGAGCGCCCCCCGGCAUCAGGGCGGCCUUUUGACAAAUUUCCGUGGAGUAGGGGACCAGGGCCGGGGAGUUUUUUUGAAAAGUCGGGGCGCGCGGGAGACAAGAAGGUACGAUGGCUUCCUCGUCUGGCAACGAUGAUGAUCUCACGAUCCCUCGAGCUGCUAUCAAUAAGAUGAUCAAAGAGACUCUGCCCAAUGUCCGGGUGGCCAACGAUGCCCGAGAGCUGGUGGUGAACUGCUGCACUGAAUUCAUUCACCUUAUAUCUUCUGAAGCCAACGAGAUUUGCAACAAAUCGGAAAAGAAGACCAUCUCGCCGGAGCACGUCAUCCAAGCACUAGAAAGUUUGGGCUUUGGUUCUUACAUCAGUGAAGUAAAAGAAGUCUUACAAGAAUGCAAGACUGUAGCAUUAAAAAGAAGAAAGGCCAGUUCUCGUUUGGAAAACCUUGGCAUUCCUGAAGAGGAGUUAUUGAGGCAACAACAAGAAUUAUUUGCAAAAGCUAGACAGCAACAAGCAGAAUUGGCCCAACAGGAAUGGCUUCAAAUGCAGCAGGCUGCCCAACAAGCCCAGCUUGCUGCUGCCUCAGCCAGUGCGUCCAAUCAGGCAGGAUCUUCUCAGGAUGAAGAAGACGAUGAUGAUAUCUGAAAUUCAGCAGCUGAGUUUCUAUUUCCUCUAUAAAUGUUUUUCCAUGCACAACAAAACAGUGAAAGAAAUGCUUAUCUGUAAUUUUGUAUGCAUCUUGGUGGACUUACCAUUGGUAUCCUAGAGAUGUCUGCUGUUAAAUCUCAUCUAUUGUGUGCUAUAUAUGUAAAAACUGUCUCUUUGAACUAUUGAAAAUUUAAGGUUCAGUAUAAUAUCAAUUUUGAAUUUUUAAUGGUGUUUAUGAAAUUUUAGAUAGCAGUGAAUCCUUUAUUUGAUCAAUAAACAGUGUUACAGAAAACCUCGAGUUUAUAAUAAUACAGUGAAAUUUAUACAGAAGCUCUUAAUCUACAUUUGUGUUUCCUUUGCCCUUUUAACUAAACUAAAAAUUCGGAAUUUUAAAUUAUUGGGAGGGGUACUGUGUGAGGCAGUAGACAUUGGAUCAGGUUGGUAAAAAAAUAGUUCAGUUCUAUAGUAUCUGAAUUUUUUGUCUUUUAAAAUGAGUAAAUAUAUAUGCUCAGAUAAAUAUACUUGUUGAGAAAAACUUCAAAAUAAGACAUUCAAAAAUGAGGAAGAAGUAUGUUUAAUACUGGUUGUAUAAAUUUGGUGUGGGUUAUGUUUUUGAUUUUGUUUCAUUUUGUGUAAAGAUAAAAGCUAUAGUUUUAAUAUGGCAUAAUUCAUCUUGAGCUACACUAUUACAUUUCAAAGACUGCCCAGUUUUGAGGACUGUCAUGAUUCUUACUGUUUCACUCCAGUUCAAUAAUUGUUAAUAGUAUUACUUGCAUAUAGUCCUUCCAUGUUUAUAUUAUUCAAAAUAUAUAGGUGGGACUUGUGAAACAAUUGCUUGCGUUCUGAGGUUUAACUGAGGUUCGUUAAUAGUCAAAGCUUUGCUAGGGGAAAGAAAUGAAAGUUAAGGAGCAUGCUUGUUAUGAAAGAGGGUUUUGUUUUUUAAUUUAACUUAUAGUUUACUUAUUGUUUGUUUUUAGCAUUAUAUUUGCAUUUUCUUGACUAGAUGGCCUAGAGAGUCCAAUGCUACCUUUUGAAAUGGCAUCAUCGUCCCCUUCAUCAUAAUUGAGUGAUAGCUUUAAGAUUGGUUUUGUUUAAGAAAGCGUGUCAUAACUGAUCAGCCCUAUGUGAAACAUAGUUUCAACCUGCUCGUAAAAAGGGAGAAGCUUUAAUUUGAUUCCAAUAAAGUGUGGUAGUGAUUAUUAUAGGAAUCCAGUGUGUUGAAGAAAUGGCAUAUUUGUAUUUUGGAACCAGAAAGGAAAAGCCACUUAAGGUAGUAUGAAGUAAUUAAAUUUCUGUCAAUUGCCAAAUCAUUUAAAUUUCUAUAUUACCAAGCCCAAAAAUAGAUUGUGGCUGCCAGGAUUCCAAUUUUAAUUGGAAGGUAUAUAAGUAAAGUAUUAAAUUUCUUAAUGAUCAUAUUUUCAUGGUUUUAGAUAAAGGAAAAUCUUGUACAUUUAUUAAGGACACUUUCCUGUAUAACAAAAAGGUUAAUUUUGCUGAAUGUUUUAAGUUGAAGUUACUUCAUGGAUGUCAUAUGCAUGAAGUGCAUUUGGAUGAGGUAGGAGGAAUUGUUUUUUAAAAAGUUUAAGUACCAAAGGUAGUCUAGUCUAGAGAAAUAAUAAGUUAAUAAGUGUUGGCUUUUCUAAUUUGUACUGUAACAUCCUUAUACUUUCUAUUUUAAGUAUAUCUUUCUCAAGUAAACUUAGAUAUUUUUCCAUACCUUUUUUCUUUCUGAUGCAGAAUUCAGGUUAAUUAUAUUUUACUGCAUCUGAUAAUGUAUUAUAUGUUUGAAGCCUAGUGACUUUUCGUUUUGACAUUCUUGUGAUUUCAUAUGCUGUAUUCUUCAAGCAAUAAAAUUCUGGUGUGUUUUAUAAA